UGCACUUCUAGUUGUACCUUUUCUAUAUUAACCUCUUGCCUUGCAUUAAAGCUUCCAUUCAGAACCUACCUCUGAGUUUCCUUCCAGUCUCCAUUAAUUCAACAUUUCUUGUGUUAUAUAUCACCAUGGAACAUGCUCAAUACUGGCUGUGGAUGAAGAGGAAACAACUCUUGAAGUCACAGCUGCCAGCAUCAAUGAAAUCCAUCAGUGGUUCGUGGGAAGAGAAAGCUUUUGCAGAAGAUUCAUCUGGGCAUCUUGGUGGAUGCAUCUGGCCGCCAAGAUCUUAUUCUUGCAGUUUUUGUAACAGAGAAUUCAGGUCAGCUCAAGCCCUAGGUGGUCACAUGAAUGUUCAUAGGAGGGAUAGGGCUAGGCUUAAGCAAUCUCUUAGUCCUCAUAAUUAUGUUUUUCAACAUCAAAAUCAUAUCCAAAGUUCACUCAAACCAUUAGGGUCUUAUUUCCCAUCUGAUCAGGUUUGUACCUUAGAUAAUUAUGAUCUUGACCCCAAACUUUCUGUCUCUAGAGCUGCUAAUAUUGCAUCAACUCUGUCCAAUCAAGAAAAUUUAAGUGAACAUGCCUUUGUUUCUCCCCCUUCUUCUUCCUUCGUUCAAGAACAGCAAAAAGGGUAUCCUUAUCUCCAUGAUAAUUUAUCAGGCUCAGAUCAUUCUUUGUCAGUUAGACUUCAUUCAAAACCUGAAGCAGAAAGGAAUCAAGGUGAAGUGAAGGUUCCAUGCUUGAACCAUGAUAAGUUUGUUGCGACUGACUUAUUUAUGGACCUGGGUUCUGUUAUUAAUAGCCACGGUUUAUUAUCACCUGGUUCUUGUGGUGAUGAGGCAAUCAGUUGCAAAAGGCCUAGAACCAAUGUUUCAGUUCUCUCACUGUUGGUUAAGCCACGUCCAAAUGAUAGAUACAUUCUUCAAUCAGAGGCAACCGGACCUACUUCUAGCUCCAAGGAGGGCAUAGAUCUUGAACUCAGGCUUGGUGAGACACCAAAAAGAUGAAGUGGUAGCAGCGGCAGCUUUAGAGUGCAAUUGUAUGGGGUUGAAGCACAUGUUUUAAUUAGCACGAUAAGAAAGGAAAUGGUCUUUCUUGAUUUGGCACUUACUCUUUUUUCCCCUUUCUCUAGAUUUCAUGAUCUAAUGGAUGAUAGGCAGAGAACUCUUGUACUAAUAUCAAAACUAAAAGAAUAAAAAGCUUUUCCUCUACAUCUCUUUUCUGAUAUGUACUGUUUACACUUCGUUGUUUAUCAGUUCCAAUUAAUGGCAAGGAGUUUUGCCUAUGAAAAA
Molecule: messenger RNA, 1283 nt
Organism: Populus nigra (black poplar)
Lineage: Eukaryota; Viridiplantae; Streptophyta; Magnoliopsida; Malpighiales; Salicaceae
Product: zinc finger protein 10-like
Exons: 1
Coding region: 126-998 (290 amino acids)
Source: RefSeq, a predicted model, not a curated record